UCUUACAUGUUCGCAUCUCUUUGUGCAGAUUGCUAGAACCCAGAUACAUAAUCAAAACGGAGUUCCGAUUAAUCAAAGUCGGAAAAUUUUAAAAUGUUCGCUUAGAGAUUUUAGUUUUUGUGAAGUAAGUUUUCUCCUUUUUUCGUAAAUUUUCUAAAAAAUCUCGAGGGACCUCAGAAUCGAGUCUGAAAGACAUGUACAGAGCUCUCUGGCUUUCUCCAUUGCGAUUUAUUCUGAGCUCCUCGUCGUCAAAGUUAACGCCUUACGUAUCUCGGAUACCGGGACGAAGUGGAAUUGAUAAUGGGUCUGGUUGUUCUUGUUCUCGUAGUGUCACGACAUUGAUAGGUAAUGAAUUCAUUCGAUGCCAAGAUGAGUCAACUAGGAAGAUCUUACAAUUGCAGAUUGUUAGUGCCCUUCGAUCCGGAGAGAGGCCUGGAGCGUCAGCUCUGCUUCUAGAGUUAAUACAGGGGAAUUAUUCACUUGGUGCUGAUGAUUUUCAUGUUAUUCUUAAUUAUUGUGCUCGAUCACCGGAUCCUGUGUUUGUCAUGGAGACUUACAGUGUAAUGUGUAAGAAGGAAAUCAGUCUGGACAGCAGAUCUUUUUUGUUCAUAGUACAAACCCUUUGUAAUGGGGGACACUUGGAUAAGGCAUCAGAGUUUAUUCACUCUGUCGGAGAAGAUGAUAGUAUCUCUCCUAUUCUGCCCAUCUAUAACUAUUUUCUUGGAGCCUGUGCAAAAACGAGAAGUGGAUAUCACGCUAGAAAAUGUUUGGAAUUGAUGGAUCAACGGAGUGUGGGGAAGAAUGAAAUAACAUAUGCAGCACUUCUCAAGCUUGCAGUUUUUCAGCGCAACCUAUCAGCUGUCAAUGAUAUCUGGAGACACUAUAUCGACCACUAUAGUCUCAAUAUAGUCUCUCUCAGAAAAUUCAUAUGGUCCUAUACGAGGUUGGGGGAUUUGAAAUCAGCAUAUGAAUUAUUGCAGUACAUGGUGGAUCUAGCUUUAAGAGGAGAGCUCUUUGUUCAAUCCAGAGGAGGAAAAUUGCAUUCCACGAGACUGGAUAUUCCUGUACCAUCAAAUGGUGAAACCGGAUCAGAGAAAGUUGCUUUUGGAGUAAAUGAUCACAUGGUUUCGCCAAGGUUGGAUGCUCAUGGCAAUAACAUUGUGGAGAGCAAUUCGUCUGGUGCACAGAGUAAUGAAAUUGAGUCUUCUAGAAUGGCUUUGCCAAGAGGCCAAAACAAAACACCUGCAACUAGGAUCCUCAGGUGGUCGUUCAAUGAUGUGAUUCAUGCGUGUGGACAAUCUAAAAACUCUGAGCUAGCAAAGCAGCUAAUGUUGCAGAUGCAAAAUCUUGGGUUGCUACCAUCAAGCCACACAUAUGAUGGUUUUAUUAGAGCUGUUGCAUUUCCAGGAGGAUACGAAUAUGGCAUGUCACUGUUGAAAGUUAUGCAGCAGCAGAAUCUGAAACCAUAUGAUUCAACUCUUGCUACGGUUUCAGCCUAUUGCAGUAAAGCCUUUCAAGUUGAUUUAGCUGAACAUUUACUGGAUCAAAUAUCUGAAUGCUCGCACGCAUAUCCUUUUAAUAACCUUCUUGCUGCAUAUGACUCCUUGGAUCAACCAGAGCGUGCUGUCCAGGUUUUGGCUAGAAUGAAACAGCUAAAACUGCGUCCAGAUAUGAGAACCUAUGAACUGCUCUUUUCAUUAUUUGGUAAUGUGAAUGCACCAUAUGAGGAGGGCAACAUGUUGUCCCAAGUAGACUGCUGUAAAAGGAUUAAUGCUAUAGAAAUGGACAUGCUGAGAAACGGUUUUCAGCACAGUCCUAUCUCAAGGCGGAAUGUGCUGAGAGCCCUCGGAGCUGAAGGAAUGGUGAAUGAGAUGAUCAGACACCUGCAAAAAGCUGAGAACCUGAGUGUUUACAGCAACACGUAUCUAGGCACGCCUACAUACAACAUAGUGCUUCAUUCACUUCUCGAGGCAAACGAAACUGAUUUGGUGAUCAAUAUAUUCAAACGGAUGAUAUCAAGUGGCUGUCCUGCAGACGCUGCUACCUACAAUAUAAUGAUUGAUUGUUGCAGCAUUAUUCAAUCUUAUAAAUCAGCUUGUGCUCUAGUUUCCAUGAUGAUCCGUGACGGGUUUGCUCCAAAAGCUGUUACGUUUACUGCUUUGAUGAAGAUUUUGUUGAAUGAUAGGAAUUUCGAGGAGGCACUUAAUCUCUUGGAUCAAGCUGCAUUGGAAGAGAUACAUCUUGAUGUCUUAUCAUACAACACCAUUUUGCGUAAAGCAUUUGAGAAGGGAAUGAUUGAUGUGAUUGAGUACAUAGUGGAGCAAAUGCACCGAGAGAAAGUGAAUCCAGAUCCAACGACAUGCCAUUAUGUUUUCACUUGCUAUGUGGAACAAGGGUAUCAUGCAACAGCUUUAGAAGCUUUGAAUGUUCUGAGCUUAAGGAUGCUCAACGAAGAAGACAAAGAGAGUCUUCAGGAGAAGAAAAAAGAGCUUGAGGAAAAUUUCAUCAUGAGUGAAGAUCCUGAAGCCGAAACAAAGAUAAUCGAGCUGUUCAGAGACUCUGAGGAGCAUCUUGCUGCAGCACUUCUGAAUCUAAGAUGGUGCGCGCUGCUCGAGUCCCGAAUUAUAUGGUCAGAAAACCAAAGCCCUUGGGCCAAAGAACUCUCCAAAAAGUAUGGUUAAUAGGUAGAAUGUGAACUGUUCAUUGUUCUUUCUUAAAGAAGAGCGGUUUUGGUUUCUUCCUCUUGGCUGUUGAUUCUCUGCCAGUUCACGGAAGCUGCUUCGUUUUGGUUUUGUAUCAUGUACAAACUGGUGAUUCUAAUUGAUGGCGUGCAACCGUUUUGGAGGUCACCAAAUCAACCAAACGAACGGUUGGUUUUGGUGGUUUAUUAAGACGGUUUGAUGAGACGGAUCAACAAGACGGUUAGAAGCAUUGUUAAGCGGCUACAACCCACCUAUAAAAACUAGGCCAAUUGCGAACCAUUAUCAAAUGAGAUUGAGUUUUAGUAUUUAUUUUAGAUUUUGUUAUUGUAGUAUUUUUUAUUUAUUUAAUAAAUAGCCAAAGAAAUUCUAAUUGCACAUGAAACUUGGUUA
Camelina sativa (false flax) is the source of this 3092-nucleotide messenger RNA. RefSeq names its product pentatricopeptide repeat-containing protein At1g76280. The record is from RefSeq and is a predicted model, not a curated record. NCBI's taxonomy places the organism in Eukaryota, Viridiplantae, Streptophyta, Magnoliopsida, Brassicales, Brassicaceae. Gene Ontology annotation, molecular function: protein binding.